This is a messenger RNA of Drosophila yakuba, 1804 nucleotides long. RefSeq names its product UDP-glycosyltransferase UGT5 (gene Ugt36E1). The record is from RefSeq and is a predicted model, not a curated record. Lineage: Eukaryota; Metazoa; Arthropoda; Insecta; Diptera; Drosophilidae. Gene Ontology annotation, molecular function: UDP-glycosyltransferase activity. The transcript is spliced from 4 exons. Bases 75 to 1625 code for a protein of 516 amino acids.
UCGAGCUCUUUUUUACUCGUCGCUGUCAGUUGGUGCUCAUCUUUUGAUUGUUCCGGAUCUAUCUCCCCGUCAAAAUGUGUUGUUGGAGGGCUUUCUGCCUGCUGGCGCUACUUUCUCUGGUCGUUUCCAGCGACUCCCUGCAAAUUCUGGGUCUGUUUCCGCACCCGGCCAUCAGUCACUUCAAGUUCUUUCACCCAAUUAUGCGCGGAUUGGCCGAGGCCGGUCACAGUGUGGAUGUCAUAGGUCCCUUUGAGGACAAAGACCCUCCAAAGGGAUACAAGGACCACCUGCUACCGCCCUCCACCUUGACCGACACUAUCAACUUAGAGGACUUCGAACGGCCUUAUCGCUUCCUAUUUCACUAUAUAGAGUUCUUUAUUCUGUACAACAUGGGAAAAGAGGACUGCAAUACCACACUGCACAGCAGAGCCCUAAAAGAGAUCCUGAAGAAUCCUCCUGGUUACUACGAUGUCAUUUUACUGGAGCAAUUCAAUUCUGACUGUGCGAUGAGUGUGGCCCAUGUGCUCCAAGCUCCGGUCAUUGCAAUGAGCAGCUGUGCCCUGAUGCCAUGGCACUACGAACGAUUUGGAGCCCCUCUGAUCCCGUCAUAUAUAUCAGCACUGUUCCAGGGCCAAUCCCAGGAAAUGUCCUUUGCGGGACGAUUGGGCAACUGGAUUACUGUCCACUCCCUCAAUGUGCUGUACAAACUAUUUACAGUUCCCGCCGGAAAUGCCUUGAUUAGACAAAGAUUCGGUCCUAGAGUGCCGUCCACGGAGAACUUGGUGAGGAAUACUUCUUUGAUGCUGAUCAACCAGCACUUUUCGCUCAGUGGACCAAAGCCACUGCCCCCGAACGUCAUCGAAGUAGGUGGUGUGCACAUCACUCCACCCAAACCACUGCCUUCCGAUCUUCAGAAAAUACUGGAUAACGCAUCCAAAGGAGUCAUUCUAAUUAGCUGGGGCUCUCAGCUGAAAGCGAGUUCUCUUCCCGCUGCCCGGCGAGAUGGGAUCGUUAGAGCGAUUGGAAGAUUGGAGCAGGAAGUCAUCUGGAAGUAUGAAAAUGACACGCUGCCCAAUAAACCACCUAAUCUCCAUAUCAGGAAGUGGCUGCCUCAGAGAGACAUCCUAGCUCAUCCAAAUCUAAAGGUAUUUAUGUCUCACGGUGGCCUGAUGGGCACCACGGAGGCGGUGUCCAGCGCUGUACCCAUUGUGGGUGUCCCAAUUUACGGCGACCAAUCGCUCAAUAUUGCCGCAUUGGUGCAGCGGGGAAUGGCCCUGCAACUAGAGCUUAGGAAACUGGAUGAGAAUACUGUCUAUGAAGCGUUGACGAAGGCACUGGACCCGUCUUUCAAAGCGAGAGCGAAGGAGGUGGCCUCUGCGUACAACAACCGCAUCCAGGGUCCCUUGGAGACGGCCAUUUGGUGGGUGGAACAUGUGGCGGAGACGAAGGGAGCUCCUCUGACCCAACCAAGCGCCGUGCAUCUCUCCCGCUUUGUUUAUUACUCCUUGGACGUAUACUUGGUGGUGGCCCUAACCCUGCUACUACCUGUGAUCAUGCUCUUGGGAUUAGUUCGAAUGUGCAAGAGAAGAGAGCCCAAGGGUGACUACAAGCUGAAGCGCAAAUAACCCAAUCAAUAGAUUACUGUUUUGGUAUUCAAGGAUUGUUUCUUAAUAUGUGAUAUAUUAUCAGAUAUUAAACUACAUUUUACCAAAACACAAACCCACACCUCUGUAAAGUUUAAAAACGCUAUUAAGAUUUAUAUAAAACAGUUCACUUUUAAUUAAAUACAUAUAUACAAAAUCAA